Orbicella faveolata is the source of this 1130-nucleotide messenger RNA. Its product is annotated as histone H1-like. Gene Ontology annotation, cellular component: nucleus; nucleosome. Gene Ontology annotation, biological process: chromosome condensation; negative regulation of DNA recombination; nucleosome assembly. The record is from RefSeq and is a predicted model, not a curated record. Gene Ontology annotation, molecular function: structural constituent of chromatin; double-stranded DNA binding; nucleosomal DNA binding. NCBI's taxonomy places the organism in Eukaryota, Metazoa, Cnidaria, Anthozoa, Scleractinia, Merulinidae.
CUCGGUGGUCCGCAUGCAGCGCAUAAAUAAUAGCCGCACCGUCGACCGAGUAUUUUGAGUCUUCAGCUCCGGACAGCAAGUUCCCAAACUGCAACAUGUCUGAAACAGCAAAAUCCCCCGCUAAAAAGAAGCCGGCAGCGCCUAAAAAGCCAGCCGAUCAUCCACCUUAUUUAGAGAUGAUCAAGGCUGCAAUUGCAGCGCUGAAGGAGCGAAGCGGUUCUUCCCGCCAAGCCAUCGAGAAAUACAUCAAAGCCAACUACAAGGUUGGUGAGGUUGGCUCGCACUUGAAGAUGGCUUUGAAGAGAGGCGCCACCAGCGGAAAGCUUGUGCACACCAAGGGAGUUGGUGCUUCUGGCUCCUUCAAGUUGCCCAAGGAGGAAAAGAAGGAGAAGAAACCAAAGAAGAAGCCCGCUGCAAAGAAGAAGCCCGCCGCCAAACCAAAGAAGCCCGCCGCCAAGAAGGCGGCGAAGAAACCAGCGGCAAAGAAGGCAGCAAAGAAACCAGCCGCGAAAAAGCCAGCAGCAAAGAAACCCGCAGCUAAGAAACCAGCAGCAAAGAAGCCGGCAGCUAAGAAACCUGCCAAGAAAGCGGCCAAGAAACCCGCGGCCAAGAAACCCGUGGCCAAGAAGCCUGCCGCCAAGAAAACGGCUAAAAAGUAAACUGCGACGCUUCACCAAACAAAACGGCUCCUUUAGGAGCCACCACAUACAAAAAAGUGAUGACCAACAGAGCAAACAGAAUACUCUCGCUUAUGUUUAUAUAUUUGUAUUUUAGUUUCGUUUUCAAUCGCUUUCAAUACGCUCUUCGAUAAAUCUUUUGACAUUGAGAUAUGCAACCUCGUUCCCAGGGCUUUUUCCCUGGCUUGGGGCGGGAGAAAAGGCCCUGGAAACAAGGUUAUACCUGAAGCGCAGCCGUUAGCCUGUGUACUGCCGCCCCCUCCCGUCAAAAAAAUCAAGGAGGGAGAGGUCUGUCUUUCCAAUUAUGGGAGGGGGCGGCUGUACAUAGGCUACGUAGCUUCAGUUACAGCGGAACUUCUCUAUGGAACGAUCAAGGGCAUUAAAUAACUUUGCAUAGUUACACCUCCAGAUCAGAAUAAACAAACGUCAUGCGUUAUUUCGGGGCUUCAUGAA